AUGGGUGAAUGCUAUGGCUAUGGUAUAAAUAUCACCACAAAUUCUCUUCUCUUUUUGGGAUAGAAGAGGAAAUACUGUUGCAAAGUUAUUUUUUGAAAGCUAGGUCACGUCCUAUUGUUAAUAAUGGUCAUUUUGAGGCUGACUGUGAUUUAAACUGAUAUGUUAUUUUCAGGAACUUUGCUCCUCCCUAAUUUUUCAUCUUGGUAAAAUCAGAGCUCAUUCGGAAGCAUUUUCGGUUUAUAAUAUGCUGAGAUAUAGCAAGAGAACAAUGUGUAAGGCUCUUCAUGAGAAAAUUUUGCAUAUCCUAAUAUCCGGGGGACUUCUUAAAGAAGCAUACAUAGUAGUUAAGGACCAUGCAAAGUCGAUCUCUGUGCCUGCUAUGAAGAAAUUUGCAUCAGCAUUUAUUAAGUUGUGUAAUAUCAAUUUGAUAAAUGAUGCCGUGAAGGUUAUCCAUGGUUCUGGCCACAAGAUUGAUCAGGGACAUUUUGAGAUGGCAAUCUCACGUUAUAUUGGACAACCUGAGAAGAAUGAAUUGCUUGUCCAGCUGCUUCAAUGGAUGCCAGGUCAUGGUUAUGCUGUCGAGUCAUCAACAGAGAACCCAGAUUCUCAAGAACUCACACUUUGGUCGCCAACUCAUCACAGAGAUAUUGUCUAAGCAUCAUUUGGUGUCGAAAGCCAAGCAAUCUCGUUAGAUGUUGAAACUAAAUGGCUUCCAGUUAAAGACUAGAGACAACUGUUGUUUACCCCUCCAUAAGAUAAACUGGGAAAGGGUUGCUGAUUGGAUCUCACACUAAGCCUUGCCAAUAGAGAUGGUACGGAAACCUAAUUUUUUUCAUCAGGAUUCGAACAGAUUUGGAAGGUCAGAAAAAUCUAAUUUCUGUCCAGAUUUGAUCAUUUCACUUGUAACCAUUUGUUGAAUUCUCUUAUUCUUUUACCUACUGAAAAUUCUUAUCACACACCCAGAGUCUAUUUAGCAGAUAUCUAUAUGUUAUUUGUUGCCAAAA
Molecule: messenger RNA, 1004 nt
Organism: Carica papaya (papaya)
Lineage: Eukaryota; Viridiplantae; Streptophyta; Magnoliopsida; Brassicales; Caricaceae
Source: RefSeq, a predicted model, not a curated record